AGAGACGAUUCUUCUGUUUGUAGCCAUGAUGAUUUACGUGGUUUGCUACCUUUGAGUGUAGUGAGUGGUGAUGGCCGAAUUGUCCGUGGUGAAGAAUGGGAACAGCAGGCGCGUGCGCGUCACGACUCCGCAUUCAAUUCAGCGAGAGAGUGAAGCAAUUGUCAAUUGUAGCGUCUCACUUGCCACUUUUCCUAGCUAUUGUGCUUUGAUGUUUGACUAAGCCGCUUUCGACCAUCACUAUCUCAUACGAGGUCCCUUCUGGUGGAGAGUGUCUGGACGCUGGCGAUUGGUCUUGUGGCAUCGUCGACACGGCAGUAAACGGAAACUUUUUUCACCCUCUCGGAGCAUCAUCCUCCCCACAAGGCAGGCACCAUGGAUAGCGACCCGAUCGCGAGCAGCCCCGUCAAGAGGCAGAAGACUGCUGGCGGCUUCCGCCCUGCUGGCCGUCGCCCGCAGAGCCAGUCCCAGACGAGCGCUUCGGCAUCCAUCCCGACGCAGAUGCUCCCUCGACCUGCGCCGCAGGCCAGUCUGACCUUUGCUAACCUCAUGGCCGAUUUGACCGCCGACUCACAACCCUCGCAACCCUUCCUCACCCAGCCGACCCAACCCCUCCCCAACGCUCACAAACGCUCACACUCGUCUACUCCCACCGUCCAAGUCGCUCGCAGCUCGCCCGCCCCUGUACCCGAGUCUCCUCUGCCACAAUCCAGACCUCGCCCGGAAACUGCCUUUGGCUCUCGCUUUGCUCCUCCUGGCACCACUUUCAGACGUCCUCCAGGCAUUCAGCAACCUUCCCGACCCGUCCCGGUCAUUAACAUUGACGACGAUGACGACUUUGUGGAUCCCCCGGUUGAUCGCAGCUCCGAUUCAGAAGGCCCCGCUACACAAUCCGCCAUAGUCCCUACUGCUUUCACAAAAGGUGGAAGAAACCUGGAUUCCUCUCCCAACCGCAUCAAUGAUAGCCCCAAGUCGUCGGCAGAAAAGUUCAAGUCUUUCACUUCAGCCUUUGCCUAUAACGGCGGUGGUAUGGAGAGUUCAUAUGGCGGUGUUUCAAGGAACAAGCCCCAGCAACGUCAGCCUGGCCCUUCGCGUGCUCAGCCUGUACAAGACAUGUCUAUCAAUGAUAUCUUCGAUGUGGGUUAUCAGAAAAAGGUGGAGCGCAUGAUGACCGUCUUACCCGGAAGAUCCAUCUACGUCCUCAACAAGGCCUUGGAGGACAAGAAGGGCAACUUUGAUGAUGCCGUUGACUUCAUCAUCCGCGCCGAGGAGAACAACGAUGCCAUGGAUGUUGUCGACCUUACUAGCUCGGACAUUGAGAGCAACGCUGCAAAGCCCAGUGCACAGCCUAGACCCGCCGCCAAACAGCAAGUCAAAGCACCCAUGCGAACCAUUGCCGACAAGUACUCGUCCAAGCCCAAGCCGACUGCCACUAGCACCACCGCCUCUACCCCUGAUGCGACAAAGCCCAGAAGACGCCUGAUGCAAGGCCGCAGGAACCCCGUGUCGCCCGUUGGCUCUCCAUCUCCUACCAAGCCUGUCGAAGCUGCACCGAAGAAGCGCCCUGUCAUCGUCGACUCGGACGAUUCUGACGCCGAGUCCGGCAGAGAGUCCUCAGAAGAAGACACGAGCGAUUUCGAUGGUCGCCUGCUCAAGUUUUUCAACACGUGUAGUGCUCAGGAUCUGGCAGACAUGUCCAACGAGAAGCUGGAGAUUGCCGAACUCAUCUUGUCACAGAAGCCUUUCCGUAGUCUGAACACCAUCCGAAACAUAUCUGAUGCCGCGCCUUUAAAGUCGGGCAAGAGGUCCGCAAAGAAAGCCAUUGGCGACAAGGUCAUGGAUGUGUGCGAAGUCAUGUUCAGAGGAUACGAAGCCGUUGACGAGCUGGUUGAAAAAUGUGAUAGUCUCGGCAAACCCAUCGCCGACACGAUGAAACAAUGGGGUAUCGACUUCGCCGCUGCCACCAAGGACGGCGAACUGGCUCUCACCUCAUUAGAGGAUAUAUCACACGACUCUGGUAUGGGCACUCCCGCCAGCUCCACUGGUGUGCUGGAUGAUGACGAUGACGAUGACGAUAUAGUCAAGUCAAAGUCGAGCAGACCGAGCAAGAUCAAGAAGAACAUCUUCCUCAAGCAGCCGUCCAUCAUGAGCACAGAUCUGGUUAUGAAGGACUAUCAGCUGUUCGGUUUGAAUUGGCUCAAUCUGCUCUGGUCAAAAAAGCUGAGCUGUAUCUUGGCUGACGACAUGGGCUUGGGAAAGACAUGUCAAGUCAUCGCCUUCCUCGCUCACCUUAAGCAGACAGGGGUCAAAGGUGUGCAUCUCGUCGUGGUCCCCGGAUCAACAUUAGAGAACUGGAUCCGAGAGUUGAACAGAUUCUGUCCUGCCCUCAAUGUUGCUCCCUACUAUGGCUCACAAGCGGAAAGAGAGGAGCAACGUUACGACUACGGCAGCCGCCUCGACGAAAUCGAUGUUAUUGUUACAACAUACGAAACUGCUGUCGGAAAGUACGACACAGAAUUUCUGCGCAAGACUGUACGUCCUACUGUAUGUGUUUUCGACGAAGGCCACGCCUUGAAGAACAGUCAGUCCAAGAGACAUCAACAGCUCAUGCGUAUCCCUGCCGUGUUCCGCCUUCUCUUAACUGGUACACCUCUGCAGAACAACCUGCAAGAGCUCGCUUCUUUGCUUUCGUUCAUCCUACCCAGUCUGUUCAACUCGCGAAGGGAGGAUCUCGACAGCAUUUUCAAGUUCAAGGCCACUACCAAGGAUGCCGAUCAUGCAGCUUUGUUAUCUGCUCAACGAAUUGCACGUGCUCGUUCAAUGAUGACACCAUUCAUCCUUCGCAGAAAGAAGCAGCAGGUUCUAAAGCACCUGCCCGCAAAGCACCGCCGUGUUGAAUACUGUGACAUGAUACCUGAGCAGCGCGUUGUGUACAAUGAGAUGGUCAAGCAAGCAAUGGACGCCCGCGCACAGACCAAGAAGGGUGCAACUAAAAGUGCCAAGACUGCUCAAGAGAUGACUGCCUUGCGAUUCGCCGCCCUGCAUCCUUUGUUGCUGAGACGCAAGUACAGUGACAAGGAGCUGGAGAAGUUGGCUAAAGCUCUCGGACGAUCAGAUGUGUAUGGGGAUAACAAACCGGAACUCAUCUGGAGAAUGCUUACCGAGCAGACCAAGGGCGGUGACUUUGGCAUGCACCGUUUCUGUCUUGAACUUGACUUCUUAAACAAGUACGCUCUGCGUGACAGUGAAUGGAUGAAUAGCGGAAAGGUCAACAAGUUGAAGGAGUUGCUGGAGGCGUACAUCAAAAACGGCGAUCGCGUCCUCAUCUUUUCCCAAUUCACGACAAUGAUGGAUAUUUUGGAAGCUGUUCUCGAGACACUAUCGAUCAAGUUCAUGCGUCUCGAUGGUAGUACUCGCAUGGAUACUCGUCAGGAUAUCAUCGAUCACUUCACAGCAGACACAUCAAUCCCUGUGUUCAUGCUCAGUACUAAGGCCGGUGGUGCGGGUAUCAACUUGGCUUGUGCCAACAAGGUCAUCAUCCUGGACUCUGGCUUCAACCCGCAAGAUGACAUUCAAGCCGAGAAUCGCGCCCAUCGUGUUGGUCAAACUCGCGAUGUUGAAGUUGUCCGUCUCAUCACCCGCGGUACCAUCGAAGAACAGAUUCACGCUCUCGGAGAAUCAAAGCUUGCCCUCGACGAUCGUGUUGCAGGUGCUGCCGAAGACACAGCUUCCGAAAAGAAGCUCGAGGCCGACGCGGCAUUCGCCGUCGAAGACAUGUUCUUCAAGCAGUUGGAAGAGGAAAAGGAGGGCAAGCACCCAAAGGUGGAAGACAAAGACGCCGUUGACACUAUGGACACUACGACAGACGACACUGCUUCCGUGAAGACUAAGGAUCUCAGCGACGAGUUCAGAAACGGACUCAAAGACGCCGGCCUCGAUGUCAAGGAAGAGCAGGAUAUGAAGAAGGAAGCCGACGUCAAGGAAGAAGCCGAUGUCAAGGACGAUGUUGACGUGAAGAUGGAAUGACGGAAUGAUCAAAAGUGCAUGCAUGACUGCAUUUAAACCAAAACAUACGGUGUUGGUUUCGGGGUGUUUUCUUUCGUGUUUUCUCUUUUUGCUCUUGGACCCAAAAGACAUAUACUGUCUAGAAAGAGACAGAUCAUGAUGGUUUGUAGACCUCUUCUUUUUUUUUGGCGCUUGUUCAGCGCAUGGCAUGCAAAUUGCCCGGACGAGGAGCAUAAUGGGCGAAUAGAACGCUAGACAAAAUCCUCUUUCACAAGAUUCACCAUGAAGAGGUGGUAAAACCUCCAGUAUCCAGAAAUGAAGCGGUUUUUUUAACUAUC
Aureobasidium subglaciale EXF-2481 is the source of this 4340-nucleotide messenger RNA. RefSeq lists its product as uncharacterized. Gene Ontology annotation, cellular component: nucleus. The transcript has a single exon. Gene Ontology annotation, molecular function: DNA binding; ATP binding; chromatin binding. Bases 373 to 4023 code for a protein of 1216 amino acids. The record is from RefSeq and is a predicted model, not a curated record. Lineage: Eukaryota; Fungi; Ascomycota; Dothideomycetes; Dothideales; Saccotheciaceae.